Molecule: messenger RNA, 2724 nt
Organism: Tarenaya hassleriana
Lineage: Eukaryota; Viridiplantae; Streptophyta; Magnoliopsida; Brassicales; Cleomaceae
Exons: 2
Coding region: 1284-2378 (364 amino acids)
Source: RefSeq, a predicted model, not a curated record
CUCUACUCUAUCAUCGUCAUGUGCCCAAAAUCUAUUGGAGUGAUGCGGUUAAGAUGACGUGUUAUCUACUCAACCGACUCCCCAUUCAAAUUCUUCGUCAUCAAUCGCCUUUUGAGGACAACGAAACAAACUCCAACCGAAGAGCAUCCGAUGUAUCUUCUUGGGCUAUCCACCGGACCAAAAAGGAUACACGUGUUAUCACCCCGACUCCAAGAGAAUAUACACUUCAAGGGAUGUCAAGUUCGAAGAAACUCUUGGCUACUUUGAUGCCAAAAACUGGAAGGACCUGGACAAUCUCGUACUGCAAGGAACAUACUUCAACCCUUAUCCCAACCAACUCUUAUCAACGUCUUGGGGGUCAACAAAGUUCGCCUGUUCCGUGUGCUUCACGUCUCGACUUCCACGACGUUCCGUCUCCGUCACCAUCGUCAUCACCGCAAGCUCCGAUUAAUGACCACCCGAUAAAUGGUGAUUCCCCACAGGUUUCUCUUGACCUUGAUAUAUUCCCUCCUGUUUCUUGGUCUUCUAACCCUGCAGGAAUCCCUUCGUCGUCGGACGUGCAUGACCCAACCUCUUUUCUUCCCGAUGGAGAUCUGAACACUCAAAGUCAAAGGAAACAACUAACACUUCCCACGUUAGCUAUGGAUCAGCAACACCAAAGUCAAAGUCAAAGUCAAAGGGACCAUUUGUCCCCUGUGUUUGAAGUUGUUGAUGCCAGCAUAAACCCCAGUGACCAAUCAUCUCCACCUCCAUUACGCCGAGGGUCCCUGAUCGCAAACCAACUGGAAAAUUUUGGCCUAUGCCAAAAGUCAUCUCGCCAAUGUGGUUCAUCCGAUUAACUCCUUUGCUUCUUUAUCCGAUUUUCCAUCUCAUGCACAAUCCUUCUUGAGUCUUAUAACACAGGAAAUUGAGCCCAAAAUUACGAGCAAGCCAAACUGUCCCCGAUGUGAGUUCAAGCCAUGCAAGAGGAGAUUGCAGCUCUCGAACGCAAUAAUACUUGGCAGCUCAUCGCUCUCCCUCCCGACAAGAAAGCCAUCGGCUCGAAAUGGGUUUACAAAAUAAAAUAUCAAAGCAACGGUGAGGUGGAGUAGUACAAAGCACGUUUGGUUGCAAAGGGUUUCACCCAAACUUACGGGGAAGAUUACACUGACACAUUUGCUCCCAUUGCUAAAAUUCCCUCUUUUCGUGUUAUCCUUUCACUUGCGGCUAAUCUUUGUUGGUCAUUAUAGCAGCUUGAUGUCAAGAAUGUUUUUCUUCAAGGUGAUCUUGAAGAGGAGAUCUAUAUGAAACCACCACCGGGGUACACUAACGACGAUCGCGUUUGUCGGCUCAUCAAAGCCAUUUACGGGUUGAAACAAUCUCCCCGUGCGUCGUAUCAAAAAUUACAUGAUGCGUUGCUCACCACCGGGUUCUUCCAUAGCCAUUCCGAUCAUUCUUUGUUCAUUCGUUCAACCAACACGGGUAUCGUUCUUUUAGUAUACAAUAUAAUUCUUACGGGUAGUGAUACGAGUGGUAUUGAGGAUAUAAAACUUUAUUUAAAAACAGUUUUUGAUAUUAAAGAUCUUGGCCCGCUACAAUAUUUUCUUGGGAUAGAAGUAACUCGGGACACAAAUGAUAUUUUUCUUUCACAACGCAAAUAUAUUCUUGACCUUCUUACCGAGACAGGAAAACUUGGAACUAAACUCGUUCGAACACCGCUUGAGGAGCAUUUCAAAGAUCAACGCGAGGGGGAAUGUCUUGAGCAUGCAGAGCAGUAUCGUCGCGUUGUCGGUAAGCUCAUCUACCUCACAAUUACACGACCUCACUUAAGUUUCAUUGUGCAUCAGGUUAGCCAAUGGAUACAUGCACCAACCACAUCUCACUGGCAAAUAGUGGAUCGAAUAUUGAAGUAUUUGAAAGGGACACCGAACAAAGGUCUAUGGAUGAGGAACAACAAUCAUACGGAGAUCAUUGGAUAUUGCGAUGCGGAUUGGGCAGGCGAUAUGAUGGAUCUAAAGUCUACGACCGGAUAUUGCACAUUCAUCGGAGGCAAUCUUGUUACGUGGAAAAGCAAAAAACAAACCAUGGUAGCAAGGUCGAGUGCGGAAGCCGAAUACCGAGCCAGGGCAAACACCACAAGCGAGAUCAUAUGGUUAAAGCAACUCUUGAAGGACUUUGGAAUCGACUCAACGCAACCGGUUCCACUCCAUUGUGAUAACCAAGCAGCUCUACAUGUUGCAGCUAACUCCAUAUUUCAUGAGAGGAUGAAGCACAUUGAAGUCGACUGCCACUUUAUUUAUAGAGAAAAUCACAAACGGGACAAUAUCUCCGAUGUACACACGAAGUCAAGACCAACUUGCCGACAUCUUCACCAAGGCGACAAGCUCGUUUGUUCUUAACAAAAUUCUCUUCAAGAUUGGUCUUACCGAAUAUCGCCGACCAAUCUUGAGGGGGAAUAUUGGAGAAUAUCAAACUGAGUCACCAAAAAGCCGAGAUGAUCCAUCGACAGAGAGACGAAGUCAAGAUGAAGAACAUGUUUUCUUCAGCAACACUCAACUGGACAAAACCGAAAGCAAACAGAAGGUUUGCUGAAAGAUCCCAUCCAUCAGAAAAAUAUUUUCAAGAUUAAUUCUGCGGCAUGAUUGAAUCUCUGUAUAUGGUAAACUACCUUUGAUUGUAUUAUAUUAAUAUUCCCUAAUGUACUUUCCUUUUCUUUUUGUUUGGAAAUGUCUAUAAUAUGUAAAC